Messenger RNA from Rotaria sordida, 1035 nucleotides. The record is from the annotation of a GenBank genome assembly. NCBI's taxonomy places the organism in Eukaryota, Metazoa, Rotifera, Eurotatoria, Philodinida, Philodinidae.
AUGCUUAAUACAAAAACUAAUCUAUUUCCUCCACAUAUUCAUUCUGUUUAUUAUCAAAAUAUUUUAAAAAUUAUUAUAUAUUUAAUUCAAUCAUCGAAUAAUGAUGAAACAUUAAUUCAACAACUUCUUUCAUUAACGAUCGUUACAAUGUCUCUAUUUUUAUCAAGUGGUGAUGUCGAAGCACAAGAACGAAAUGCAAAUAGUCUAGUUCAAUCCUUGAAUUUAUCUUUAAUAUUAUAUACUGAAACAACUUCGAAUACUAUAAAUGGUAAUGAUUGUAUUGAAUUAACAUUAUCACAAGGAACAAAUGCUACUAGUUUACAAUUAACACUAUCUGAUCAAUUAUAUCGUCAAGCAAAAAUUGAUGAAGAAAAUCGACGUUUAAAGAAAAAAAUCGAAAACUGGUGUAAAACUGUUAAAGUAACACGUGAUGGUGAAUUACCAGAAAAUGCUACAGAAAGUGAAAAUAAAGGUAAUGACAAUGAUGUGCGUGUUGAAAAAAAUAAAAAAUAUGGUCCAUAUCGAGCACUUAAUAUUGACUUAAAUGAAAAAUCUAUUCAAUCGAUUCCUACACCAUCACCAUUGACAUCUCAAUUAAAAGAAUCAGUUGCUAAACAAAAGAAGAAAAUAAUUGAAAAACAAGAACAAUCAUCAACAUCGAAAUCCAAACACAAACGAGAACGUAGUGAUGAUAAAGAAUUAUUAUCACCAGCUGAUGAAGAAGGAAAUCGUCCAACUUCUUCUACACCUUCUCCUCCUCCUACUACUUCAGAGAAAACCAAAGUAACAAAAUCAUCAUCAGAAAUAAUAACAAUAGAAUAUUUGAUUAAUCCAGAUCCAUUAAUAGCUCAAGUUGAUGUAAUAUUUCUUUUAGAAAAUCGAACAUCAUUUAUUAUUGAUCAUAUUAAUAUUCAUGUUAUUGAUAGUAUGAAUUCGAAAUUAUUAAAUACAACAAGUACAAAUUUAAUAUCAUUUCCAUCUAUAAGUCUUUUUCCUCAUUCACAAAAUUAUAUUCAUAUUUAUUUUUUUCAAUAA